This is a messenger RNA of Talpa occidentalis (Iberian mole), 5430 nucleotides long. RefSeq names its product complement C4-B-like. NCBI's taxonomy places the organism in Eukaryota, Metazoa, Chordata, Mammalia, Eulipotyphla, Talpidae. The record is from RefSeq and is a predicted model, not a curated record. Gene Ontology annotation, biological process: inflammatory response; complement activation. Gene Ontology annotation, cellular component: extracellular region. Bases 86 to 5317 code for a protein of 1743 amino acids. Gene Ontology annotation, molecular function: endopeptidase inhibitor activity; protein binding. The transcript has 41 exons.
CCAGAGUCAAUUUGUUCCAAGCCGGGGGUUGACCAGAAAGGAGCAAACAGACUGAGGGGUCUGAUCCCUCUUGGGUCCUCCAGUCAUGAGACUCCUCUGGGGCCUGAUCUGGGCCUUCAGCUUCUUUGCCUCAUCUCUACAGGAGCCCAGGUUGCUCCUGUUUGCUCCUUCUGUGGUUCACCUCGGGGUCCCCCUAUCAGUGGGGGUACAGCUCCAGGAUGCUCCCCGGGGACAGGUGGUGAAAGGGUCAGUGUUCCUGAGGAAUCCAUCUGACAAUAAUGCUCGCUGUUCCCCAAAAGUGGCCUUCACCCUCAGCUCAGAAGAAGACUUCAUACUCCUCAGUCUCCAGAUUCCCCUGAGAGGGGAGAACUGUGGCCUCCAUAACCUCCGCGGAGGCCCCAAUAUCCAACUGGUGGCCCAGUCAUCAUGGCUGACACAGGCUCUGUCAAGAAAAACAGACACUCAGGGCAUCAACCUGCUCUUCUCCUCUCGCCGGGGGCACCUCUUUGUGCAGACUGACCAGCCCAUUUAUAACCCUGGCCAGCGGGUUCGGUUCCGGGUCUUUGCUCUGGAUCAAAAGAUGCGCCCAUCCACUGAAAUCCUCACUGUCACUGUGGAGAACUCUCACGGCCUCCUUGUACGGAAGAAGGAGGUGUUUUCACCUUCGUCCAUCUACCAGGAUGACUUUGUGAUCCCGGACAUCUCAGAGCCAGGGACUUGGAGGAUCUCAGCCCGAUUCUCAGAUGGCCUGGAAUCCAACAGGAGCACCCAAUUUGAGGUGAAGAAAUAUGUCUUGCCCAACUUUGAGGUGAAGAUCAUCCCUGGAAAGCCCUACAUCCUGACAACGCCUAAUUUUCUUGAUGAAAUCCAACUAGAAGUCCAGGCCAGGUACAUCUAUGGGAAGCCAGUGCAGGGAGUGGCCUAUGUGCGCUUUGGGCUCCUGGGUGACAAUGGUAACAAGACUUUCCUUCGAGGACUGGAGAAACAAGUCAAGCUGGUAGAUGGCCAGUGCCACAUUUCCCUCUCAAAGCCUGAGCUUCGGGGUGCUCUGGAAAAGCUUACUGUUGAUAUUACCAACCUGCCAGGGCAGCGCCUCUACGUCGCGGCAGCCGUCAUUGAGUCUCCAGGGGGGGAGUUAGAGGAGGCUGAGCUCACGUCAUGGCGUUUUGUGUCAUCUCCCUACUCCGUGGAUCUUAGCAACACCAAGCGACACUUUGUGCCGGGGGCUCCCUUUCUGCUACAGGCCCUGGUCCGUGACAUGUCGGGCUCCCCAGCCUCUGGCAUUCCUGUCAAAGUUUCUGCCACGUUUUCUUUCCCUGAUUCUGCUUCUACAACCCAAAACUUUGAACAAAGCACAGGCAGGAACGGCCAAGUCAUCAUUCCUGUUGCUGUCAAUCUGAAGGCCUCGGAAGUGCAGCUCUUGGUGUCUGCAGGCUCUCCGCAUCCAGCUGUAGCCAGGCUCGUUGUGAAAGCCCCAUCCUCAGGAGGCCCUGUAUUUCUGUCCAUUGAGAGGCCUGAUCCUCGACCCCCUAGCAUUGGGGAUACUUUUAACCUGAACCUGCGAACUGUUGGUGCCAGUGGGCUCAGCUCCUAUUACUACUACAUGAUCAUAUCCAGGGGCCAGAUCGUGAAGGUGAGUCGAGAGCCAUCGGGGACCCUGACCUCAGUCUCCAUAUUUGUGAACCAUGACCUGGCACCCUCCUUCUACUUUGUGGCCUUCUUCUACCACCGAGGCCUCCCAGUGGCCAACUCCCUGCGAGUGGAUGUCCAGGCUGGGGACUGUGAGGGCAAGCUGGAAUUGAAGGUGGAAGGCAGCACGGAAUAUCGUCCUGGGGAUAAAGUUAAGCUUCACCUGCACACGGAUUCUCCAGCUCUGGUGGCGCUGGGAGCUGUGGACACGGCUCUGUAUGCUGUGGGUGGCACAUCCCACAAACCCCUUGACAUGGCCAAGGUCUUCGAAGUUAUGAACAGCUAUAACCUCGGCUGUGGUCCUGGGGGUGGGGACACCCCCCUUCAGGUGUUCCAGGAAGUGGGUCUAGCCUUUUCUGAUGGAAAUAGAUGGACCCCACUCAGAAAAAGUCUCAGCUGUCCCAAGGAGAAGAAAACCCGGGAAAAAAGAAACGUGAACUUCCAAAAGGAGAUUAGUGAGAAGUUGGGCCAGUAUUCUUCCCCAGUGGCCAGGCGCUGCUGCCAGGACGGGCUGACACGGCUGCCCAUGAUCCGCUCCUGUGAGCAGCGGGCAGCCCGCGUGGGACAGCCAGACUGCCGGGAGCCCUUCCUGUCCUGCUGCCUGUUUGCUGAGAGCUUGCGCAAGAAGGCCCGGGCCAGGGACCAGGGGGGCCUUGCCCGAGUCCUGGAGACCCUGCAGGAGGAGGACCUGAUUGAGGAGGAUGAGAUUCCCGUGCGCAGCUACUUCCCAGAGAACUGGCUGUGGAAUGUGGAACGAGUGAACGGCUUCCUCCAAUUCUCACCACUGGUCCCUGACUCUAUAACCACAUGGGAGAUCCAUGGUGUGAGCCUGUCUGAAACCAAAGGUCUGUGUGUGGCUGCACCGCUCAAGAUCCAAGUGUUCCGAGAAUUCCAUCUGCACCUCCGCCUGCCUGUGUCUAUCCGCCGCUUUGAGCAGCUUGAGCUUCGGCCUGUGCUCUACAACUACCUGGAUAAAAAUCUAACCGUGAGCGUCCACGUGACACCACAGGAGGGCCUGUGUCUGGCUGGGGGUGGAGGGCUGGCCCAGCAGGUGAUAGUGCCUGCAGGAUCUGCCCGGCCUGUUGGCUUCUCGAUGGUGCCCACCGCAGCUACUGCUAUACCCCUGAAGGUGGUGGCUCGAGGGUCCUUGGACUUCCCUGUGGGGGAUGCAGUGUCUAAAGUUCUACGUAUUGAGAAGGAAGGGGCCAUCCAUAUGGAGGAGCUUGUCUAUGAACUCAACCCCCUAGACAACAGAGCCCGGACCUUGGAAAUUCCUGCCAACUCCGAUUCCAAUAUUAUCCCUGAUGGAGAUUUCAGUAGCUUUGUCAGGGUCACAGCCUCAGAUCCAUUGACCACUUUGGGCUCUGGAGGGGCCUUGUCACCGGGAGGCCUGGCCUCCCUCCUGAGGCUCCCCCAGGGCUGCGGGGAACAAACCAUGGUCCUCUUGUCUCCAACACUGGCUGCUUCCCGCUACUUGGACAAGACUGAGCAGUGGAGCUUGCUGCCCCCUGAGACCAAGGACCACGCUGUGGAUCUGAUCCAGAAAGGUUACACACGGAUCCAGCAGUUUCGAAAAGAAGAUGGUUCCUAUGGGGCUUGGUUGACGCGGUCUAGCAGUACCUGGCUCACAGCCUUUGUGCUGAAGACUCUGAGUUUGGCCCAGGAGCAGGUGGGCGGCUCCUCUGAGAAGCUGCAGGAGACAGCUGAGUGGCUUCUGACCCAGCAACAGGGGGACGGCUCAUUUAAGGACCUGCAUCCCGUUCUCCACAGGGGCAUGCAGGGGGGCUUGGUGGGCAAUGAUGAGACCGUGGCGCUCACAGCCUUUGUGGUGGUCGCCCUCCAGCACGGACUGGCUGCCUUCCAGGACAAGAGUGCAGAGGCGCUGAAGCAGAGAGUGGAAGCUUCCAUCUCAAAAGCAAACUCAUUCUUGGGGGAAAAAGCAAGUACAGGACUCCUGGGCUCCCAUGCAGCCGCCAUUACCGCCUAUGCCUUGACACUGUCCAAGGCCUCCCAGGACCUGCAGGAUAUUGCCCACAACAACCUCAUGGCCAUGGCCCAGGAGAUUGGCAAUAGCCUGUACUGGGGCUCAGUCACGGGCUCACAGAACAACGUCGUGUCAGCCACCCCGGCUCCUCGAAACCCGGAAGACCCUGUGCCCCAGGCCCCAGCCGAAUGGAUUGAGACCACAGCCUAUGGCCUGCUACACCUGUUGCUUCGGGAGGGCAAGGCAGAGAUGGCUGAUCAGGCUGCGACCUGGCUCAACAACCAGGGCAGCUACCAGGGGGGGUUCCGCAGCACCCAGGACACCGUGAUCGCCCUGGACGCCCUAUCUGCAUACUGGAUCGCCUCCCACACCACUGAGGAGAAGGGCCUCAAUGUAACUCUCAGCUCCGUGGGCCGCAGUGGGCCCAAGUCCCAUGUGCUGCAGCUGUCUAACCACCAAGCUCAGGGGCUGGAGGAGGAGCUGCAGUUCUCCUUGGACAGCAAGAUUAACGUGAAGGUUGGAGGAAACAGCAAAGGAACCUUGAAGAUCCUUCGUACCUACAAUGUCCUGAACAUGGAGAACUCGACCUGCCAGGAUCUUCAUAUUGAAGUGACGGUCAUGGGCCACGUGGAAUACACAAUGGAAGCGAACGAGGACUAUUUCGACUAUGAGUAUGGCGAGUUUCCAGCCAGGGAUGACCCAGAGGCCCAUUCCCAGACAGUGACACCCUUGCAGCUCUUUGAGGGACGGAGGAACCGCCGCAGGAGGGAGGCACCCAAGGUGGCUGAGGAACAGGAAUCCAGAGUGCAGUACACUGUGUGCAUCUGGCAGAAUGGCAAGCUGGGGCCGUCGGGCAUGGCCAUCGCGGACAUCACCCUCCUGAGCGGAUUCAAUGCACUUCGGGCUGACCUGGAGAAGCUGACCUCUCUCUCUGACCGCUAUGUGAGUCACUUUGAGACCGAGGGGCCCCACAUCCUGCUGUACUUUGACUCGGUCCCCACCUCCCGGGAGUGUGUGGGCUUUGGAGCCGUGCAGGAGGUGGCCGUGGGGCUGGUGCAGCCGGCCAGCGCCACCCUGUAUGACUAUUAUAACCCCGAGCACAAAUGUUCUGUGUUUUAUGGGGCACCAACUAAGAGCAAACUUUUGUCCACGCUGUGCUCUGCUGAAGUCUGCCAGUGUGCUGAGGGGAAGUGCCCCCGACAGCGUCGCGCCCUGGAGCGGGGGCUGCAGGAGGAGGACGGGUACAGGAUGAAGUUUGCCUGCUACUAUCCACGGGUGGAUUACGGCUUCCAGGUGAAGGUUCUCCGAGAAGAUGGCAGAGCUGCUUUCCGCCUCUUUGAGACCAAUAUCACCCAAGUCCUGCACUUCACCAACGAUGCCAAGGCCACUGCUGGUCAGACCCGGAACUUCCUAGUUCGAGCCUCAUGCCGCCUUCGCUUGGAACCUGGGAAAGAAUAUUUGAUCAUGGGUCUGGAUGGGGUCACUCAUGACUUCAAGGGAGACCCCCAAUACCUGCUGGAUGCAUACAGCUGGAUCGAGGAGAUGCCCUCUGAGCGCCUGUGCAGGAGCACCCGCCAUCGGGUAGCAUGCACCCAAUUCAGAGACUUCCUCCAGGAAUAUGGCACUCAAGGGUGCCAGGUGUAAGGGCUGCCCUCCCACCCAGAGGAGCCUGAGCUUGGAAAGGCGACUUUGGACUGUUGCUGCCACUGGGCCCCCAGGGCAGGACCAACCUCUCAAUAAAGACCUUUGCAGCAAUG